AUGAAACGUGUUGGGAUUUUCCCCACAGGGGACGCUGGUCUUGGAAGUCUACGCAAAGCAGAAGGAGUUUUGGCCGAUGCUGCGUUGGAUGAAUUCCAAUGCGAGUUGCCGCAUUGGUGGCAGAGAGUAGGGGACUUCUUCAUCAGACCUUUUGCCGGGUGCUUGCCGUUCCAAGCUGGCACUUCUCCCUGGGUUCUCUUCCGCUCAGAGAAAACGCUUCGGGGAAGCGGGCUGGUCAAAAGUGAAGGUGGAACUUCACAUUUGAAGCUGCAUGCCUGGCUGGAGGAAGUGUGCAGAGUCUUGGGCCUCUCGGACAUGGGAUCUCAAACGCGCAGACGUUUGUCCCGGUCCCCGCGCUGCCCACAGCUCUGGAUCGACCAGGGUUGGCCACCAAGCCGCCUGACGCCGCGCAGCAAGCGCUCUGCACCCAUCUGGAUGUUUUUGAUGCCGGGGGAGCGAGAUGCACUGGUGGUCCAGAUGAGCUUGCUCAAAGAGUAUGGUGCGAAGGAGAUCAAGGCACUGAUGGGUUUUGAGAUUGGCCAGUUGGUCAUGAAACGCCUGCCAGCCCUCCUUCCGCAAGAGCUCGCUGAGCCAUUGACCUUUGGAUUCCUGGCCGCUCGUGCCUAUGACACGUUCCGCCGAGCAACUGAACCCAAUCAAGCCCUAGCUGGGGCGCCGACCUGGAUAAGAAACAUGCUGAGAGGUCGGCCACAGUGGUCCUGGAAGCGUUCGUAUUCACAGACGGGAACGACAUCUGAAUUUGAAGCUCUGGGCAUGAUUCUGCGUCGGCUUGUUCCAGGUCCACUACAGCCGCCCAUGUUCGCUGGUCUGGCAGUCAACAGCAAGGAAAUCGAACAUGCUCUGAAACACAGAAAUGCGCCUCCGAAUCUGCACUUGAGGGCGACCGCAAGGCCUAAGCCAUUGAAUGGUCUCGCCAGAGAUGCACUAAUACUGGGCCUGGCCAGGCUGCUCAGUGGUUCCAGGGGAAGGUCGUAUGUGUUGACUUUGGACCGGGUUGCAGCCUUGGCGGCAGGGGAUGCAACGGCCGCGGCCAGCGCCUUGCUUAGAGCGCAUCGUCUUUUGCCACCACAGCAGACCGACUUGCGGCGAACGCUCGGCAAUGUGGCUGACGUGGCUCAGGAGAAGAUGUGGGUGUAUCGUCGGGAGGCCGUGCUUCAGAACCCUCGAGAGCCGCCUCCGUCAGUACGAGUCGCAGAGCUCCUUAGCUGGUCCCAAAGCGAGCAGGCCAAGCGUCUCCUCGCCUUGGCAGAGAUGCGGCGUGCACGUUGGAGCUCUUGGAGCCCUUGGAGCCCUUGGAGCUCUAGGAUGCAAGUCCACAUGGGCCACACACAGUUUUGGAAGCCUUGGAUGGGCUAUGCAGGCUUGGCCAUCUUGCUGAUCCCUAUUGCAACUUCUAUUGAUGCAGUACGUUGGGCCUCAUGGUGUACCAUGAGUCUCACCGGCUUCGGGCUUUUGUUGCCACUGCUGCAGUUUGCUGGUGCUCCAACGCUUCCCUUCGCAUCGAUCAGCUCGUUGUGGAUCGCCCUCUUCCUCUACUCCAUGAUUGCGGGUAGCAUUUGGUGGAACCACCUCCUAGGUGGCGCGCGUCGCUGGGCCGUGCUCAGUGGCCAGCUGGCAGCCCAACUUGUAGAUCAAGCAGACACUGCAACCGGCAUCGCUUUCCUGACUCGGGACUGGGCAGAGAUGGCGCGGCGGUCCCUGGCAGCUCUCGACCAGGAGCUUUGCGGGAGCUGGAGGACGAGUCUGCACGAGUUGGCGUCAAAAUUGGCAGACCUCCGCCAGGAGCUUGAGGUGCGAACGCAGCAAGGCAAUGGGAACGGCAUGAAGUCCCUCAAGGAUGGCUUCACCAGCGACGAGGGCGAGGCAGUGUUGGCAGAGCCAUCCGCAGCCAAACAUCUACAGCCAUCCUACAGCCAUCCUUUCCUUCUCAACCUGUGGGACAAGUUUUGUCGCUCAGUUCCGUCCUUUUAUCAGACGUCCAAGCUCCCAAAAAUGCCCAAUUACGUUAAGCCACGUUAA
Molecule: messenger RNA, 2040 nt
Organism: Symbiodinium natans
Lineage: Eukaryota; Dinophyceae; Suessiales; Symbiodiniaceae
Source: the annotation of a GenBank genome assembly